AUGGCGGGUAUUGUCAAUAAGCCUCUAAGCAUUUUCCGCCGCCCAGAAUCCCCCAAGCCUCUCCACAAUAGAUGGGGAGACGUGGAUAUCUCGGUGCCCACAGAUGGCUCAUGGAACCAAUAUGAUAACCCUCAUCGACCACCCCCAGAGAGACAGUCCUAUGGGCCUGGGUUCGUACCGGAUUGUUCACCGUCAGAACGAGUCCACGGCACCGCAGGCAGCAAUGCUACGAGAGAAAGCGUGCUGCGGAGCGGGGACGCUGACGAAGACAACAAAAGUACCGCAACAAAUCGAACCUCGAUCAUGUCUCUAUCGAGGCAAAACUCGCUUUCCCUUGGAGGGUUACGACCUUCAAGACUUUCUGUUCGGCUAGCAUCUCGGCCGAAGCACCUAAGAGGCGAAUCGUCCCUGGACAGAGCAAGCCACGAUGUCGAGCACAAGAAGGCGGAGUUUGCCUACAAACCAAUCCACCAAGACUACCCUGCCGAGAUAUCUGACAAGGGUGAGCGAUCAACCCACCGCUAUCGCUACAUCCCCACAAAUGGACGAUAUCUUGAGGAUAUCCCUUCCCCUCGAAGUCCACGGAGCCAAUCAGCCACAUCCUUCCGUGGCUUACAUACUCGUCGAGACUCAUUCUCCGAGUCACCAGAAAAUCAGGAACGAGAACGUGGCCGUGACCAGACGAGGCUCAAUUCGCGACUGAGUUACUACCCAGACGAUGACCGCCAAAGUGUGCGGUCUAGUAUCGCCGGUAGCUCUGAUAGUUCUGGGUCUGGGUCUGGGUCUAGAAUGAGCUUUGCAUUACCGCCGAGACGUAGGACUUCGCCAUUUGUUGCGGCUGAUCGGAAGAGGUCGUCGUCCCUGAGACCGAUGACUUUGGCAAUGGUACCUGAUCCGGAGGACCUUUAUGAAUGA
This is a messenger RNA of Penicillium cataractarum, 915 nucleotides long. RefSeq lists its product as uncharacterized. The record is from RefSeq and is a predicted model, not a curated record. Lineage: Eukaryota; Fungi; Ascomycota; Eurotiomycetes; Eurotiales; Aspergillaceae. The transcript has a single exon. The coding region runs from base 1 to 915 and encodes 304 amino acids.